Pecten maximus is the source of this 1693-nucleotide messenger RNA. Its product is annotated as putative fungistatic metabolite. The record is from RefSeq and is a predicted model, not a curated record. NCBI's taxonomy places the organism in Eukaryota, Metazoa, Mollusca, Bivalvia, Pectinida, Pectinidae.
AUGAUGUUAUAUGCAUUUUCUUAUCAUCAACAUAACUCUCUAGCAUUUACAGAAGAACGAGUCCUGUUACUGGUGAGGGCAGGAAAUGACGUCAACAUAGAAUCCAUUUGGAAUCAGACUGGAUCGAGUUAUCCCACUGACCUUGACCCGCUCAUGACCGCUCGUGACUUGAUUCCUUUGACCUUGGUCAGAAGCACACUGAUAGAUGAUUGGGACAACCCCCCAGACAAGAUUCACAUCAGAACAUUAAAUAGCCAAGGCGACGUUUUGUGGGAGAUGGCGUUUCAGGUUCCUUUAGGGACUGGUCCGACAUUGCGGAGCUUACUCAUAGAGAGUAACAUCAUAUCAUCCUCGUCCCCGGUGACGGCUUCCACAGCCGAAAUCAGCUGGAGUAAACCGUCAUACCAACUUCAUAUCGGGAGUACAACUGGUACCGAUGUGGCUUGGCUGGGAGUUUGGGAUGGCCCCUCGGGACAGAGUCAGAACCAGUAUCCGGUUUUCCUGGUACCACGAUUUCCGGACGUCCCACCGACACUGGCGGCAGAAACCUCAAUGAAUGCCGCAUACACAUACGAAGGCUGUUGGUCAUUCAGCGCCAUGACCAAGAUAUAUGCCAUAGAGGACAUCCAGGGCAUGACUCUGCUGCAAUGCGCUUUCCAUUGCAGAGCGCUCUCACAUCCGCGAAUGUUUCUAGAGAUGAGGUAUAAAUGUCAUUGCGGUGAUUUUGUUUCCUCGCCGACUGGUAGAGAUGACAGUCAGUGUAGCCUCCCGUGUAUUGGGGAUCCCUCUAACACUAACACCUGUGGGGGUAGCUCCAACAUGUUUGCUACCUAUCCUGUACCAGAGGCCGUCUCUACCCAGUACGUGUACGAGGGAUGCUGGAGUACUGUCAGUCUAGACUCGCAGACUUACCUGGACAAACCGUACAUGACAGUUACCUUGUGUAACAGUGUAUGUUCUCCGAGGAACAAAGCUUUAACAAUCAUACAGAACGGCCAGUCGUGCCAAUGUGGAACUUUUCGAUCGACCGACCCCAACGACAGAAAUGACCCCUUGUGUGUGACGUCAUGCCCAGGCGCCUCGACGUUUGAGCCAUGCGGUGGAAAUGGCAUGGCGUCCGUUUACCUAACAGGUCAAGGUCGUGAGGAAGAAAACUAGUAAAUGGAGUCAAUCAGAUAUAUUAGCUGACUGAUUGAUUGAAAAGUAUUCGUUUAAAACAUUUCAGUUAAUUAAAUAACCGAAACAUUACUUUGAAAUACUAUUAAGAUUAUCCAGAAGUCAAUAGGUUGUUUAUAUGUCUGGCCUUGCGGUGAUAUGAAUAGUGACAUGAUAUUAAUUUAACCAUUACGAUAUUCUGAUUUACAAAAUCAUUCAUUUAUCUAAGUUGAAACGUUAAGUAAACAGAGUGCAUAAAAUAGUAUUUUCACUGGGGAAGAUAUAUGAAAAAAAUUACCUAACUAUAAGUGUUCUUAAAAACCCGACCCUGCUGACGACAGCAGAUUAAAACAUCUACCUAAAUAUGUUAGACUCUCGUCAAAGACUAGGGAACUCUCCCCAUUGAAAUCCUCUCCAUCAACAUCCAAGUUAAAACAUGAUAUCUAUUAAUUAUUAAAAAAACCCAUUUAAUCUUGCCUCAGGAAUAGAUAUUCUAUACCAUCAGAUGUCACUGGUGAGAUGUCGUAUGUAACUUCAG